Fusarium graminearum PH-1 is the source of this 516-nucleotide messenger RNA. RefSeq lists its product as uncharacterized. Lineage: Eukaryota; Fungi; Ascomycota; Sordariomycetes; Hypocreales; Nectriaceae. The transcript has a single exon. Bases 1 to 516 code for a protein of 171 amino acids. The record is from RefSeq and is a predicted model, not a curated record.
AUGUCUUCGUAUUUGUUGUCUAUUCUACAUGGCAGUUCAGCAGUCGGUCGCAUUCUACCAAACCUACUCAUGCCCAAGUUUGGAGCAAUGCCCGUGGUGUUUACCAGCACAGUAAUGUGUGCUGUCCUACUUUUCGCAUGGAUAGCUAUACGCCAGUCUGCCGGGUUCAUUGUGUUCUGUGUGCUGUUUGGCAUUUCAUCGGGGACGUUUGUUGCUGCCAACCCAGUGGCCACCUUGCAUCCAACGAUUACACCAAGUCUCACUAUUGCAGGAGAGCGCUUAGGGAUGAAUUGGCUUAUAUCUGGUCUAGGAACAUUGCUUGGGGCUCCCAUAGCGGGUACCCUGUCUCGUCCAGACAACGGCCAAUUUUUGCAUGCUCAGGUCUUUACGGGUUGCAUUAUGGUCGGUGCUGCUUUGUUUAUGUCAGUACCGCUGCUAGUGACGUUUUCAUAUGAUAGAAAAGAAAAGAGGAGGCUUACUGCCGGAGUCAUAGAGAGCAGUAAUCAUAUAGAAUGA